Molecule: messenger RNA, 4063 nt
Organism: Lycium ferocissimum
Lineage: Eukaryota; Viridiplantae; Streptophyta; Magnoliopsida; Solanales; Solanaceae
Product: phosphoglucan, water dikinase, chloroplastic
Exons: 19
Coding region: 244-3837 (1197 amino acids)
Biological process (GO): phosphorylation
Molecular function (GO): kinase activity; ATP binding; starch binding
Source: RefSeq, a predicted model, not a curated record
AACAACGCCUAUCCACAAAUGGAGGGUCCUUUUUUUACAACAAUCCCAUAAUUGUUUGAUCCCAAUAUUCUUUUUUAUUUUUCCUUAAUAAUAAUUUUUCAAGAUCUCUCCUAGGAAUUUGUAUUUCUAUACUUCUCUUUAAUUCCACUCCACCCUACCUCAAAAAGCUACUCUUUUUAUGUCUUAAAUUUCAAUUUCAAGAAUCAGGACAAACACAAACUUCACUGUUAAUGUGCUUUGAUAAUGGAUUCUUUGCAUUUGUCACACUGUUAUUUAGCUCUAAAUGGGAAAAAGAGACAACCCCACAACAAUAUUUUGAAGAAAUUUAAUGUUGUUAGUGUGAAAAAAUUGACUUUGUUUGAACCUGGUGUGACCUGUUUGCCUAGAAGAAAUUUGGGUUUUUUGAUGGAUAGUUGGGUUAAAGGAGGGAGUGAUGGAAUUGUUUGUGGAGUUUCUUCUGUUGAAACCAGGGAAAACAUGAAGUCUGAAUCAGCUAGUGAAAAGGUUCAGCUACGUUUUCGGCUUGAUCACCAAGUUAAAUUUGGGGAGCACAUUGCAGUUCUGGGAUCGGCCAAAGAAUUAGGGUCCUGGAAGAAGAAUAUAAUGAUGGAUUGGACAGAAAACGGAUGGAUUGGCGAAUUGGAAUUACGAUCUGGUGAGACGCUCGAGUAUAAGUUUGUAAUUGUUGGUAAGGACAAGAAUAUGUUAUGGGAAAACGGAAGUAAUCGGAUCUUGAAGCUACCAGAAGGAGGAAGCUUUGAAUUGGUUUGUAAAUGGAAUUCGACAGACGAGCCUGUGAAUUUGUUGCCAUUGGAUUCAUUUAAGGUAGAGAAGGAAGUAAAAGAGGCUAGUGAUAAUGGAGCUACAAUUACUAGCCAGGCUGCUGUUGGGGACGUAGUAACAAGUCCGUUUGUGGAGCAAUGGCAAGGGAGGUCUGCAUCUUUUGUACGUUCAAAGGAUGAGCUGGAUUCUGAAAAAAACAGGAAGUGGGACACAUCAGGCCUUACCGGGAUUUCCCUAAAGCUCGUCGAAGGUGAUAAGACUGCUCGGAAUUGGUGGCGGAAGCUCGAGGUUGUUCGAGAACUAGUUGUUGAAAACAUGGAUAGUUCAAAUCGCUUGGAGGCUCUCACGUACGCAGCUGUCUAUCUAAAGUGGAUAAACACAGGGCAAAUUCCUUGCCUUGAAGAUGGGGGCCACCAUCGACCAAAUAGACAUGCAGAGAUUUCCAGGCUUAUAUUUCGUGAAGUAGAAAAAGUCUUGAGUAGGAACGACACUUCACUUCAGGAAAUACUUGUAAUCCGCAAGAUGCAGCCGUGCCUGCCUUCUUUUAAAGCUGAAUUCACUCAAUCUGUUCCUUUAACGAGAAUCAGGGACAUCGCUCAUAGGAAUGAUAUUCCACAUGAUCUUAAGCAAGAAAUCAAACAUACUAUACAAAACAAGCUGCACAGAAAUGCUGGCCCUGAAGAUCUAGUAUCCACAGCAGCAAUGCUCGAUAGAAUUACCAAAAGACCUGGACAAUAUAAUGAGGCAUUUGUAGAACAAUUCAAGAUUUUCCACAAUGAACUAAAAGACUUCUUCAAUGCUGGGAGUCUUGAUGAACAACUGGAAUCUAUAAGAGAAUCGCUUGAUGGAAGUAGCUUAUCAAUGCUUUCAUCAUUCUUGGAGUCCAAACAGGGAUUGGCUAGAUUGGAUGAAAAAAAUAAUGUUUCAGAGACUGAAAAGACUGGAUUUCUAGUCAGGACUAUUAACUCUCUGAAUGCUCUUCGUGAAGUAAUUGUCAAGGGUCUUGAAAGUGGCCUCCGAAAUGAUGCUCCGGAUGCUUCAAUAGCUAUGCGCCAGAAGUGGCGUCUCAGCGAGAUUGGGCUCGAAGACUAUUCAUUUGUUCUUUUGAGCAGGUUUGUGAACGCCAUUGAAGCUUCGGGAGGAGCUGAUUGGUUAGCAGAGAAUGUAACCCAGAAAAAUGUUUACUCUUGGAAUGAUCCAAUUGGAGCGCUUACAAUUGGAAUCCAACAGCUACGUCUAUCUGGUUGGAAGCCCGAGGAAUGCAAAGCUGUUGGAAAUGAACUUUUGUCGUGGAAAGAAAGGGGCAUUUCAGAAAAUGAAGGCAGUGAAGAUGGUAAGACUAUAUGGGCAUUAAGACUAAAAGCGACUCUUGAUAGAAGUUGGAGGUUAACUGAAGAGUAUUCCGAGACACUUCUCCAAAUAUUCCCUGAAAAAGUACAGGUUCUAGGAAAAUCUUUGGGGAUUCCUGAAAAUACCGUGAGAACAUUCACCGAAGCCGAAAUUCGAGCGGGCGUGGUUUUUCAAGUUUCCAAGCUUGCUACACUACUUUUGAAGGCUGUUAGAAGGACAAUUGGGUCUUCGGGAUUUGACGUUCUCGUCCCAGGAGAUGCUUUUGGACAGCUAAUACAGGUUGACAGAAUUAUCCCGGGGACUCUACCAUCAUCUGCAACAGGACCUGUUAUUCUUGUAGUGAAUAAAGCUGAUGGAGAUGAAGAGGUGACUGCUGCAGGAAGGAACAUAUCGGGAGUUGUACUUCUACAAGAGUUACCUCAUUUAUCUCAUCUAGGUGUUAGGGCCCGGCAGGAAAAGGUAGUUUUUGUGACCUGCGACGAUGAUGACAAAGUUUCUGUUGUAAAACAACUAAUAGGAAAAUUUGUGAGGUUAGAGGCAUCAGCAACUGGUGUAAAGUUAACUGCUUCUUCAUCAGAAAAUCGCCCUGAUGUUUCUCCAAAUAAACCUUCUUCAAGUACUGCUUCUUCUGCAGGUGCAGCCUCGUCAGACAAUGGCGCUUCCUCAAUUGAUGUCAAAUCAUCUCAGGUCGGAUCUACCAGCGGUGUUAUUCCUCUUGUUGAUGCAGAUAUACAAAGCUCUGGUGCAAAAGCUGCUUCUUGUGCUCAAUUAGCUUCACUGGCCACUUCUUCUACUAAAGUUUAUAGUGACCAAGGGGCGCCAGCUUCAUUUAAAGUUCCUGCUGGAGCAGUUAUUCGGUUUGGUUCCAUGGAAACGGCAUUAAAAACGAAUAAGUUAAUGGAAACCUUCACAUCCCUUGUCGAUCAAAUAGAAACAGCUGAAAUUGAUGGUGGCGAACUUGAUAAACACUGUGAGGAUCUCCAGAAGUUAAUAUCUUCUCUCAUGCCCGGACAAGAUGUCAUUGAAAGCUUAGGAAAAGUAUUUCCCAGUAAUGCACGUUUAAUAGUGCGGUCAAGUGCUAAUGUCGAGGACUUGGCCGGGAUGUCAGCAGCCGGACUUUAUGAUUCGAUUCCUAAUGUUAGCCCUUCAGAUCCUAUAAGGUUUGGACAUGCUGUAGCUCGCGUUUGGGCCUCGUUAUAUACUAGAAGAGCAGUACUAAGCCGCAGAGCCGCUGGUGUUCCUCAGAAAGAUGCUACAAUGGCCGUGCUAGUGCAAGAAAUGCUUUCACCGGAUUUGUCUUUUGUACUACACACACUAAGCCCAACGGAUAACAACCAUAACUUUAUUGAGGCUGAGGUGGCACCUGGACUUGGUGAAACGCUCGCUUCAGGAACGAGGGGUACACCAUGGCGUUUGUCUACUGGUAAAUUUGAUGACACAGUGCGAACACUGGCAUUCGCGAACUUUAGUGAGGAGCUGGUUGUGGGUGGAAAUUCUCCUGCUGAUGGAGAAGUUAUUCAUUUGACUGUGGAUUAUAGCAAGAAACCUUUAACGACCGACCCCGUUUUCAGGCGUCAGCUUGGUCAGAGGCUUGGCGCUGUUGGUUUCUACUUAGAGCGUAAGUUUGGUUCUCCUCAAGAUGUCGAAGGAUGUUUAGUUGGUAACGAGAUUUUCAUCGUGCAAUCGCGACCCCAACCCCAGUGAGAGCUUGUUUUGAACUUCCUCGCAACACACAACAGUGUUUGUAAAAUUCAGCAUCUCCUUGAGGUGUACAUAGUGAAUUAAAGAAGCUUAUACUAGUGUUAGUGUGUUACACAAGUAGUUAUGAUAAAUAUUCUCACCCGGAUUAUGCAAUCUGUUGUACUGGUUGAGAUCUUACAUUCAUAUUAUUCUAGAACAUCAAUAAAAUCAGUCAUAUAUAGUUUAUAUA